Molecule: messenger RNA, 3538 nt
Organism: Lycium barbarum (goji berry)
Lineage: Eukaryota; Viridiplantae; Streptophyta; Magnoliopsida; Solanales; Solanaceae
Product: 26S proteasome regulatory subunit S10B homolog B-like
Exons: 9
Coding region: 1944-3065 (373 amino acids)
Biological process (GO): positive regulation of RNA polymerase II transcription preinitiation complex assembly
Cellular component (GO): cytosolic proteasome complex; proteasome regulatory particle, base subcomplex
Molecular function (GO): ATP hydrolysis activity; proteasome-activating activity; ATP binding
Source: RefSeq, a predicted model, not a curated record
AAAAGUCAGAUGCAUUGCGACAUGUUUUCCUUCCUUAUCAAAAACAUUUUGCCUUCGUACACCAAGUUCAUAACUUGACCUGUGAAGGGACAUCACAACUUCUCAAAUAGGAAGUUAUUCCCUCCUGCAAUUCAUAGCUGUAUUUUUUCUGUGUGAAAGAAUCUUAAUAAUCAGAAACAUUGCAACAUAGUUUCCCUUGUCAAAAACUUCUCGCCAUUGGACCCCAAAUUCAUGUUUUGAUCUGUAAAGCAACAUCAUAAGUCUACAAUUGUAUAUGGAAACAGUUGAUAAGCUUACGCAAUGUUGUUUUUGGGUCCUUCCCACUGUGUUAGAUUUCACUCAUUUGUUGGAAUGCAGCUCUACACCAUAAGUUAUCAGUGCUAGUGUUUCUUUACUAGUUCGAAUAUAGGUUGAAAAUGGCAAUCAUAGUUACUUAAGAUAUGCUACAACAUUAUCGAAACCUAUCAUUUUGAAAGGGCUACUACAAAUGACGCUUCCCAUAGGCAGUAAGAUUUAAAAUUGGAAAUAGCAUGUGGUCUUUUCCUUUUAGUAUAUUUGAAGAAAGAAGAAACUAAGCAAAGCAUCACAACUAUUUUGUUGAAUGAGAAAAUCAGUCGUGGUUUGGAAGAAACAUGUAUGUUUGAAACCAUGCCAAGAAAGAUCAGUUGAGCGAUUUUAAGAUCCAAUUAUGUCAAGGAAGUGGAUGUUUUCAGUAGUAAAAAGUUCUAGGAAAUGGCAAGUCAAGAGAUAACCUUUUCCUGAGGAAAAAAUUCAAAAAUUGAAGUACUAGUGUUAUUUGGGAAUCAUUAGGAAACAUAAAGUGGUAUUAAAAGAUCAAGAGAUAUAGUAAACACAAAACUACUGUAUGCAUUAUGAGUAUUUUCUCUUCAAAUUUUUAAUUAUGUAUUUGGUUAUUAAUAUUUUAGAAAUCAAAUACGAAUGAAUAUUAAGUCUGGAAAGCUAUACUAUGUCACAAUUUUUCUUUAAAGAAAGAGGAAGGAAUAGAAGCUCUUUUCCGGUAGCAUCAAUGAGCUUUGAGCCUUGGCCAAAUAUCUAUGACGAGUUGGCUAAAUUCUAUAAGGUUUUGACUUUGUUUAGGAGACAUUUGGAACAAAGAAUCUUGGAUGGAGAAAGAUGAUUAAAGAACCUUAACCUUAUUUUGUUCGUUCUAAUUAUUCUUGAAUUCAUUGGUAUUGCUAGUGGUCUCAUCAUAUUUCAAUUGUACAGGACCCCUGGGUAGAUUCCUUAUGGGCAGUUUACCCCGAUAUCUUUGUUUGGGGUUACCUUUUAUGGCUUUUCUUCUUUUCCUAGUUCUUUUCUCAUCUUGGCUCAUUUAGUCCUGCACUAUUGAGGUGGAGUUGUGAUGAAUUCAUCAUUAGAAAUCAUCAGACAUCACCAUUGUAAUGUAAAAAAUUUCUCAAGUAUUUUAAGGGCGAUCUUAACCUUCUUUGCUUAGAGUUGUUUAUUCAAUUGAUGUGUUUUCCUUGUUAUGGUUCUCGAUUGAUUUAUUCAGUAUUCUUAUAUAAUUGUCUGCUGUAAAAUUUCUGAUAGGCCAAUGAUUCUGGUUUUGUCUGUAACUCUGUAUUUUGUUCGACUUCCAUAUUAAUCAGUGAGAGCUUAAUUUAUGUACUUUAAUCAGAUAUCAUCAAUAACUUGAAUCCUUAGCUUCUCACUGUUUUAAAAAAAUAACUUGAAUCCUUAGCUUCUCAGCAUUAAGAAACACUGCUCAUCUUACAUCAGGAAUUGACAGAUGAAAACUCAAAGCAGUGAGUCUGCUUUGUGAUAGCUAAUUAUGCGUCACUAUUAAUAUUCCUUAAUGGUCACUGAUUUUAUCUAUUUAUUUUAUUAGUGUUUAUAUAAGAUGCCAAGCAAUUUUUCAUCUAAGUGCUAGCAACCUUCAUUGUAUAUAUGUUGUCUUUCUGUGUUCUCUAGUUGUAUAACUGAUGCUGGUUGUAAAAUUGUACACAGUGAGAGAGAAUUUGCGUGCUUCCAAAAAGGAAUAUGGUAAAACAGAAGAUGAUUUGAGGUCGUUUCAGAGUGUUGGGCAGAUCAUAGGCGAAGUGCUUCGGCCUCUAGAUAACGAACGCUUGAUUGUUAAAGCCAGCAGCGGUCCAAGAUAUGUGGUUGGCUGCCGCAGUAAAGUGGACAAGGAAAAACUGGCUUCAGGCACUAGAGUGGUUCUCGAUAUGACGACUCUUACAGUCAUGAGGGCACUCCCCCGUGAAGUUGAUCCUGUUGUAUAUAAUAUGCUUCAUGAAGAUCCUGGCAAUAUAAGCUACUCUGCUGUGGGUGGACUGUCAGAUCAGAUCAGAGAGCUGAGAGAAUCAAUAGAACUGCCUCUAAUGAACCCUGAACUUUUCCUCCGUGUUGGAAUUAAGCCUCCAAAGGGUGUUCUUCUCUAUGGGCCUCCUGGGACUGGCAAGACCUUGUUAGCCAAAGCAAUUGCUAGCAACAUUGAUGCCAAUUUCUUAAAGGUAGUAUCAAGUGCCAUUAUUGAUAAAUACAUAGGUGAGAGUGCAAGAUUAAUCCGGGAAAUGUUCAACUAUGCUCGUGAUCACCAACCUUGUAUCAUUUUCAUGGAUGAGAUUGAUGCAAUUGGUGGACGUCGAUUUAGCGAGGGAACAAGUGCAGACCGUGAAAUUCAGAGAACGCUCAUGGAGUUGCUUAAUCAAUUGGAUGGAUUUGACCAGCUUGGAAAGGUAAAAAUGAUUAUGGCAACAAACAGGCCAGACGUUUUGGACCCAGCUCUUCUUCGUCCUGGUCGGUUAGAUAGAAAAAUAGAAAUACCCUUGCCUAACGAACAAUCAAGAAUGGAGAUCCUCAAGAUUCACGCUGCUGGAAUUGCCAAACAUUGCGAUAUUGAUUAUGAAGCUGUUGUUAAGCUUGCUGAGGGUUUUAAUGGAGCUGAUCUUCGUAAUGUGUGCACCGAAGCUGGUAUGUUUGCAAUACCUGCAGAGCGUGAUUAUGUCAUCCAUGAGGAUUUCAUGAAGGCUGUAAGGAAACUGAAUGAAGCAAAGAAACUUGAAUCAAGUGCGCACUAUAGUGCUGAUUUUGGCAAGGAGUGAGAGAUUUCUGUGAUAUAACCCCAAGGAGCUAUUGGAUUGUUCCACAGUCUUCCGUCUGGCCACUUGCUUUACAAUUGUAGUUCCAUAUGCUUGUAUUGCCUAGCUUCAAGAACGGUGUAAAGCAUGUUUUAAGAGAGCAUCCCACACCUGGUCAACCCUUUUGUUUAGCCCAUAUGCUUUGUCGGACAUUUCUCCUAUAUAAUCUUUAAUGGACGGUAAAGGUGAUGAUUGAUAUAGAUAUGAUUUUCUGAUGACUGAUCAGAAUAUACGAUAUAAUUUUCUCAAUUUGCAGUUCGAGCCACUGAAUUCUGAAAUCGUGAUUGAUAUAACAAAUACCUUCAGCUUGAUUUUCAUAUAGCGUCAUCCUCUACGCGUAGAGAAUUAACUACUACUGCAACUUAGCAAAUGUGCUUGUGUUGCAUCCGGAAUUAGAGUUCGUAGAUGCUGAAGGUGAUCGUGAAAUCUCUGUUUGA